Clupea harengus (Atlantic herring) is the source of this 3575-nucleotide messenger RNA. Its product is annotated as UDP-glucuronosyltransferase 1-2-like. Gene Ontology annotation, molecular function: UDP-glycosyltransferase activity. Lineage: Eukaryota; Metazoa; Chordata; Actinopteri; Clupeiformes; Clupeidae. The record is from RefSeq and is a predicted model, not a curated record.
UGACCAAAAUUGUUCCUCUCAUUUCCACCCCGGCAGAGAAGGAACGAAACAUUGUUCCACGUUUCCUGCCGACUCUGGCCGAUUCAUGAAAGAGAGAGCGAGAGAGAGAGAGAGAGAGAGAGAGAGAGGCAGAGGCUACCAACUGACUGAUGUAUCCAUCCCCUCAGCGUACUUCUCGAACCGUGGGACUGACUGAUAAGGAGCUGACCUACUUCAUCUGAGUCGUCUGGGAGGGUUGUUUGCAUAAAAUACCAAGUUACCCACUCCUGGACCUGCUGCGGGGGUGUCAGGAAAUAAGCUGUGAAACUCGUCAGAGUAAGAUCAUUAUCUGCCUUUUAAAAAGUUCAUCGGUGAGAGAUGGAACCUGACACCUGAAUUGGAUGCUUCUGCUGAUGUACAGCGAGUUCAUAGUGCCUUUUGCGAUGGGUGCGCCAGGAAAAGUGUUGCUGCCUCUCCUCUGCGCUCUGCUCCUCGGCGCCGGUGGGGUGCACGCUGGGAAAAUCCUGGUGUUCCCUGAGGACGGCAGCCACUGGGUCAACAUGCAAGUGAUCCUCAGAGAGCUUGGGUCCCGCGGCCACGCCUUGACCGUGGUGCGCUCCGUCAGGAGCUGGUACAUCAAAGAGAACCCGGCCCUGUACACGUCCGUCAGUGUCGACCCACCGGCGCCGGAGGGCUUCAGUGCUGACAUGUUUAACGCGCUGCUCCAGAGGUCGCUGCAGCUGCAGAGGAUGUCUUCGCUGCGCUACUUCUUCGAGCAGCAGAGCGACAUCGUGCACACGCUGCAGCUGUUCCACGGCAGCGCACUCCAGAUGAUCUCCACCAUCCUCGACGACGCCGAGCUCACCGACAGGCUGCGCGAGGAGCACUUCGACCUGAUGCUCACCGACCCGGCGUUCCCAGCCGGCGUGCUCCUGGCUAACUACCUGGAGCUGCCGCUAGUCUACAACGUUCGCUGGUUGAACACCGGGGACGCCCACAUGGCCAUCGCCCCGUCGCCGCCGUCCUUCGUGCCCAUGUACAACUCCCUCCUCCCCGACCAGAUGGGCCUGUGGGAGCGGGCGAGGAACCUGGUGCGCUACAUGAGCAGCAUGAUCCAGGAACACUACGCCAUCUUGCCCAUCUACAGUGAGCUGAUCGAGCGCCACUUCCCGCCGGGCGCCGACCUUCUCUCCAUGCAACGUCGGGCCGACAUCUGGCUCAUGCGGGUGGAUUUCAUCUUCGACUUUCCCCGCCCAACCAUGCCCAACAUGGUGUACAUCGGCGGCUUCCAGUGUCGGCUUUCGAAGCCUCUCCCUGACGACCUGGAGGCCUUUGUGCAAAGUUCCGGUGACCACGGCAUCAUUGUGAUGUCCCUGGGUGCAAUGAUAGCCAGUCUGCCGAAAGAUAUAUCUGAGGCCAUUGCCAUGGCCUUUGCCGAGCUCCCGCAGAAGGUCGUAUGGAGGUACAUUGGCGAGCGCCCAUCAAAUCUAGGCAGCAACACCCUGCUGGUGAACUGGUUACCCCAGAACGACCUCCUUGGUCACCCCAAAACCCGAGCCUUCGUGGCCCAUGGAGGAACCAAUGGCAUGUAUGAGGCCAUCUACCACGGAGUCCCUGUCGUGGGCCUGCCCCUGCUGUUUGACCAGUACGACAACCUCCUUCGGCUCCAGGUGCGAGGUGGCGCUCGCGUGGUGAAAGCCGCCACUCUCACCACCGCCACCUUCAAGGAGGCGCUUGAGGACGUCAUAAAGAACUCGUCCUACAGGGAGACGAUGCAUAAGCUCUCCCGCCUACACAAGGACCGCCUCGUCUCCCCGCUCGACACCGCCACCUUCUGGAUUGAGUAUGUCAUGCGGAACAAGGGAGCAGCCCAUCUGCGCCCCGAGUCCUGGGACAUGCCCUGGUAUACCUACCACAGUGUAGACGUGGUUCUGCUUCUCCUGGUUCUGGCUUGUCUCUCUGUGGUCGUUCCUGUCAUUGCCUGCAGGCUGCUGGGGCGUGCGAUUUUAAAGAAGAGUAAAGUGGAGUAGAGUAGAGGUUUAAAAUAUAUAUAUAUAUAUAUAUAUAUAAAGUAAAAUAGCGAUAAAGUAGACAAGAGCAAAUUUCAGUGCCUUCCAGACAUGUGAUACAACCUGGUGUAGAGAGGAAAGAAACGCUUUGCCAGUUGGGGGAAAAACGAUGGGGACAUGUCACUACAACUUUUUGCGAUCACCAAUUUUGUCACCACCACCAGCCUAUCCUUUGAUGACCCCCAGUCGGAUGACAUCGCCUUUAUUCCCGUGCGUCUAAAAUACAUUCUUUUCUAUCGAAUGUCAGAAACACGUCUUGGUUUUCAAUUGUGUAGAACAGAGAAACAGAGUUUCUAAGUAUUGCCAUAGCAGUUUUGAUUCAGUUAGCCAUGCGCAAUGAAAAGAAAAAAAAAAACGUCAGAUUUGUGUUAUGGGAUAACUCUGGUCAGCAGUGGCGGCUCCUGAAAAAAUUCUCAGGGGGGGGGAUUUUUUUGAUAAUGAUUAAGGCGACCCACUCGGUAAGUACCUUAAGCAGGACAAUUGUAUCUAUUUGUUGUGAGCUGAUUAACUCAUACAGCAAUACAUUUUUGUUCAGUAGAUGGCAGCACACAACAGAAAGAUUUCCCCUCUAGCUACAUAAGUUACAGGUGGAAAGCUAUGGAAAAAAGUUGCCUCCAUGAGCCUUCAAAAGAAAAAGUGAGGUGGCGCCACAAUAAAUUGUCCCACUUGUUCAUUAUUCACAUUACCAAAAUGUUGUAUGGUGUAACAUAGCUUAACAGGACACAUGAUAUGUCCUGUAACAACAUAAAUAAGGGGGCAACAUAAGUCAAAACCAACUAUAUUUAUUGACUAAUCUUUACAAAAGCAAAAUAAGUUAUGGCAUAGAAAAUAAUGCAAGUAGCAUGCACGGUUUAAGAUGUGCCGGUUCUUGUUCACCUCAUCAUUGUGGCAGCGUACUGCUAGCCUGUAUCCCUCAUCCAGUUGAGUGGCAAUGUUCACCCUCCCAAAACCACAGAACUUCAGACAACUGUCUAUGUGUAGCUUCGCCUGCUCAUGUUUUUUUUUACCUUUUCGGACAGAUGGUGCAUGUCCUUAACUCCGGUUGUUAUCGAUGCAGUGCUGUCUGUCAUGGAGCCUUCGGGGUGGAAAAGGAGGCAGGGAUAGCAAAAGACUGCGUUAGCCACUUCACAGCCUGCUAGCCACGAUUUCCUUUGGUACCAAUUCUUUGAAAAUCCUCGGGUGUAGGAUUUCCCCUUCUUUGUAGCUACCUGUUAAUCGUUAUAUUUGGUCUAGGAGGUCCUAAUUGUAUUGUUGCCAAUUUGUCUUCAUUGUUACGCCGACCGAAAGGAGUCUCUUUCAAAGAAAUAAUUGAAUUGCUGCUGUUGCACUGAGCACUGGCCAUCUCGACAGAAUAUGCUGAUAUGCCUUUGUCGAAGCUGUAUGACGUACUUAUACGCUUUUGCGUCGAUUACUUAUGACAAGACCAGGAGGGGCGAGCCCUCCCGGAAGCCAUAGAGAAUGCAUUGAGAGCUCUGUUUUGUGAAAAAAAUGGAUUUAACAUGGGAGUCAAUGGGAGAGGUCUGGGGC